This is a messenger RNA of Auanema sp. JU1783, 753 nucleotides long. The record is from the annotation of a GenBank genome assembly. Lineage: Eukaryota; Metazoa; Nematoda; Chromadorea; Rhabditida; Rhabditidae.
AUGAAAGCUAUUUUUGUUUUUGACGUUGAUGGCACAUUGACCCCUUGUAGAAAAAAUAUUGAUAAAGAGACCCACGACUUUUUACAAGAAAUUAGGAAGUCUUAUCCAGUUGCAAUCGUGGGCGGCUCAGACCUGAAUAAAAUUGCUGAGCAGCUUGCUAACCAUGAUAAGACUAAAUUAACCACAGAAUACGACUAUGUCUUCAGCGAGAACGGAAUGGUUGGAUUCCAUGGAGAAAAAGAACUGCCUACUCAUUCAAUCCACGAGAAACUAGGAGAAGAGAAACUUCAAAAGCUAAUCAACUUUACUCUGAACUAUUUCUCUAACAUAACCCUUCCAGUCAAAAGAGGAAACUUCAUUGAAUUCCGUAAAGGAAUGCUGAACCUAUCACCUAUCGGAAGGAGCUGUUCACAAGAAGAACGUGAUAACUUUGUUAUUUAUGAUGCAGAGCACGGAAUUCGUGAGAAGUUCGUAAAAGCUCUUGAAGCUGAGUUUUCCAGCUUCGGACUCACUUUUGCUGUUGGCGGACAGAUCAGUGUCGAUGCUUAUCCUAAUGGAUGGGACAAAACGUUUUGCCUUCAAUACUUUGCCGACCAGUAUGAACGUAUUUACUUUUUCGGAGAUAAGACAGCACCAGGAGGGAAUGAUCACGCAAUUUUCGUAGAUCCAAGAACAAUCGGACACACAGUAGCAGGACCUUCCGACACACGACAACAGGUGUCAAAAGCUCUUGAAGAGCUUAAGACAAUUUAA